AUGGCAGCUGUAACCUCCUUUGUGGCCUGGGGUGCUGUCAGAGCACUGAGGACCCCCCUGAGCCCUGGUGUUGGUUCUGUUCAGCUGCAGAAUGAAGAGGAGCCGGGCGAGGCCGUGCCGGCGGUGAACGACGCCCCUCCGCCCUACAGCAGCAUUUCUGCAGAGAACACAGCUUACUUUGACUACAAGGAUGAGUCAGGGUUCCCGAAGCCGCCGUCCUACAACGUGGCCACCACUCUGCCCAGCUACGACGAGGCCGAGAGGACCAAGGCUGAGGCCACCAUUCCCCUGGUUCCUGGCAGGGAUGAUGACUUUGUGACACGGGAUGACUUUGAUGACACUGACCAGCUGAGGAUAGGAAAUGAUGGCAUUUUCAUGCUGACUUUCUUCAUGGCAUUCCUCUUCAACUGGAUUGGAUUUUUCCUGUCUUUCUGUCUGACUACUUCAGCUGCAGGACGAUAUGGGGCCAUUUCUGGCUUUGGUCUGUCUCUUAUUAAGUGGAUCCUUAUUGUCAGGUUUUCCACCUAUUUUCCUGGUUACUUUGAUGGCCAGUACUGGCUUUGGUGGGUCUUCCUUGUACUAGGUUUUCUGCUGUUUCUCCGAGGAUUUAUUAAUUAUGCAAAGGUUAGGAAGAUGCCAGAUACGUUUUCCACUCUUCCCAGAACCAGAGUUCUCUUUAUUUACUGAAGAUGUUUUCUGGCAAAUGUCUUCCUGCAUUAGUGAAAUCCCCCCCAAGAAGCAGCAGGACACCUGCAGGAAGUGAAUCAAGGCUCUGGAGCAGAAGAAAAAAUAAUCACCUGCUUUAAAAUAAAUAAAUAAAAGUACUGUUGGAAAAAGAAAAAAAAAAAAAAGGAGAAGCAUUUCUUUCGGUUUGUUUUUAGGUGUAAAAUUUUAAUAAUUAACGCAGAAUUCUGUAAUUGUUGACUCAUUAGUGGCUAAUGCUCUUGCAGUGAGUGUGUGGCUGCGGGUGGAGCUGCUCAGCCCGGGUUCGUGGUGCUGGGACAGCAGGAGCUGCCCAGGGGCCAGCAGGGGCCAGGCUUGCUUUGUCCUGCUGCAGCCUGGGAGCUGCUGGGCUGGGCAGAGUGACACUGUGACACCCUGUGAGUGUGACACUGUGUGACACCCUGUGAGUGUGACACUGUG
Messenger RNA from Onychostruthus taczanowskii (white-rumped snowfinch), 1143 nucleotides. RefSeq names its product Nedd4 family interacting protein 1 (gene NDFIP1). Gene Ontology annotation, molecular function: WW domain binding. The record is from RefSeq and is a predicted model, not a curated record. NCBI's taxonomy places the organism in Eukaryota, Metazoa, Chordata, Aves, Passeriformes, Passeridae. Gene Ontology annotation, cellular component: Golgi apparatus; perinuclear region of cytoplasm; endoplasmic reticulum. Gene Ontology annotation, biological process: metal ion transport; positive regulation of protein ubiquitination; vacuolar transport. The coding region runs from base 1 to 687 and encodes 228 amino acids. The transcript is spliced from 8 exons.